CACGUGAUCCCUUCUCCUCCGGGUUUUCCGGUGCAGAGCGAGUGUGCGUCUCCUAAAUCGUCCGCUGUUCUGAUUCAGAAGGCCAAAUAGCGAGAAGUCGCACGCAGGUUAAGGCGUGAUGUCUGCGGCACUCCGUGUCCUCUGCUCUGUGUCCCGGCCAGCCGGCCACAGCCUUGUGCGUCCUCUAAGUUUAUCUGCCCACAGGGAAGGAUUCAAAUAUGUGAAUGCUCAGGAAAUACCAACAGAUAUGAAGUCCAUCACAGACCGAGCCGCUCAGACCCUGCUUUGGACAGAGUUGUUCCGAGGUCUGGGGAUGACUAUGAGCUAUCUAUUCCGUGAGCCUGCCACUAUUAACUACCCAUUUGAGAAGGGCCCACUGUCCCCACGAUUUCGUGGAGAGCAUGCCCUGCGUAGAUACCCUUCUGGAGAGGAGCGCUGCAUCGCUUGCAAGCUGUGCGAGGCCAUCUGCCCGGCCCAGGCAAUCACCAUUGAAGCAGAGCCUCGUGCUGAUGGCAGUAGGCGAACAACACGUUAUGACAUUGAUAUGACAAAAUGUAUCUACUGUGGAUUCUGCCAGGAAGCCUGCCCUGUGGACGCCAUUGUAGAGGGUCCCAAUUUUGAGUUCUGCACAGAGACCCACGAGGAGUUGCUCUAUAACAAAGAGAAGCUACUCAACAACGGAGACAAAUGGGAGGCUGAGAUCGCUGCCAAUAUUCAGGCUGACUACCUCUAUAGAUAGACAGACUGUCUUUCUUUUGUAUAAAAUCUGACUGACUGGAUAUGGACUGACUCUCCUUCAGCAAUAGCCAUCUCUGUCCAGAAGUUACUGUGGAUCAGUGUUGAGUGACCCAAAAGAAUUGUAACACAGAUGAAAUUAUUAUGGCUUUGAAAAUUCGAAUAAUUAGGAGGAUAUAAACGCUACAGCACUUUUGGGACACUCAAAGUACAAGUUCCUUCAGUUCAUUUUUUCACAUUGUGAAAUCUGCUAAUUUUAACUUUCACCUUGUGUGCUGCACUUCAGUACAAAACCAGUGGACACUGACUGACUGACUGACCAACCUACUGACUGACAUACUUGCUCAUGCUGUCCAGUGGUGCUCACUGACCCCAGAUGCAUUAUACACACCCUGCCAAAAGAUUACAACGGUCUCAGUUUUCAAGCUCAAAUCUUGCUGCCUUUUUACUCUAGCUGGUCAGUCUAUGAUUUAAAGGAACAAGUGGUCUAAAUAUGACAACAUAGCAUGUAUAAUCAAAAAAAUACAACUAGUUCUAUAAUAAAAUAAAUACAACGGUUGUGCAAAAAUUAACAUAAUUGAAAUUAGAUGGAUAAAAGCACCUACACACUAGUCAGGAAGUCCCAACAAACUGAAUAUGAUCUUUAUGUCAAAAGGUGAGCUUUUUAAUCUCAAAACAGUGAACUCUCCUCCUGUUUGCUUUUUUUCCUCCUUUAGCCAGUUUAUCUGGGGGAUAAUACCAGUGUACGAUGUGUUGCAGUGUAAAGCUAUUCAAUCCACCAUUUACCAAGACAGACGGGUUUAUAUGUCCAUGUAAGAACUGUACAAAUACUUGUGGACCCUAAAUAAUAAAUUAAUGAAUGAUAUGUCCAAA
Molecule: messenger RNA, 1608 nt
Organism: Astyanax mexicanus (Mexican tetra)
Lineage: Eukaryota; Metazoa; Chordata; Actinopteri; Characiformes; Acestrorhamphidae
Gene: ndufs8a
Product: NADH:ubiquinone oxidoreductase core subunit S8a
Exons: 7
Coding region: 119-739 (206 amino acids)
Biological process (GO): mitochondrial respiratory chain complex I assembly; mitochondrial electron transport, NADH to ubiquinone
Cellular component (GO): membrane
Molecular function (GO): 4 iron, 4 sulfur cluster binding; NADH dehydrogenase activity
Source: RefSeq, a predicted model, not a curated record